Molecule: messenger RNA, 794 nt
Organism: Osmia bicornis bicornis
Lineage: Eukaryota; Metazoa; Arthropoda; Insecta; Hymenoptera; Megachilidae
Product: putative nuclease HARBI1
Exons: 3
Coding region: 160-600 (146 amino acids)
Source: RefSeq, a predicted model, not a curated record
AGAGAAUAUAAGAAGCUGGAUAUUAAAAUGGAAAUACACUGUAAAAGAUUUAGUAAAUAAAACAGGUAUAGGAUACUAUACGCUGUUAAGUCACAUGCAUUGUUCAACCUGGCUCCUCAGUGUAUUUCUUGGCCUUCGAGUGAUGAAGCUCAACUUACAAUGCGUAAAUGUGAAGAAAAUACUGGUUUUGUACGAACGAUUGGCGCUAUAGACGGAACGUACAUUAAAAUUGAAGUACCUAAAGAAAAUUCUAAAGAUUAUAUAAAUCGAAAAGGAUACCAUUCCAUUCAACUUCAGGUGGUGUGUAAUCACAGGGCAAUGAUUACUCAUUGUUAUGUGGGUCAUCCAAAAUCAGUUCAUGACCGGGGAGUCUUCAGACAAUCGAAAGUUGCUGAAUAUUUAAAUGAUGACUGCAAAUUUCCUUUUGAUAAUCAUUUAGUUGGAGAUUUUGCGUAUGAAUUACAUCAGCAUCUCUUGGUUCCGUUUAAAGAUAACGGACAUUUAACCGCUGCACAAAAAAAUGUUAAUUUCCGUCAAUCGUCUGCAAGAGUCGUGGAAAGAUGUUUCGCACUAUUAAAAGGCCGUGUGCCGUAUGCGUAGUUUAUUAUAUUGCUUGCCUAUGUCUUGAAUCGAUCUAAUGGCUAUAAAAGAAAUGGUUUAUAAAAGAAAUGGUACUAGACUAAUAUUCUUUGCGUCGGAUAGAAUAAAACGAGCACCCAAGGGAUGAUGUACAAUAUCAAUCAUAGUGUCCGUUCGUCUAGUGAAAAAGCACUGACUUUGGAGUCCAAGUUUAA